This is a messenger RNA of Ahaetulla prasina, 3031 nucleotides long. RefSeq names its product podocalyxin like (gene PODXL). NCBI's taxonomy places the organism in Eukaryota, Metazoa, Chordata, Lepidosauria, Squamata, Colubridae. Bases 244 to 1824 code for a protein of 526 amino acids. Gene Ontology annotation, cellular component: microvillus membrane; apical plasma membrane. The transcript is spliced from 8 exons. Gene Ontology annotation, biological process: cell migration; negative regulation of cell-cell adhesion; regulation of microvillus assembly. The record is from RefSeq and is a predicted model, not a curated record.
GGGACGGAGGUGGGAGCCGCGCUGCGGAGCGAAGCGAGUUGGGGAGGGGGGAACCGUCCGGCAAAGGAGCGGGCUCGGGGCGCCGCUUGCGAGACUUUCUUCCCAGCCGGCGCGAAGGAGAAAAAUUAAAUUAAAUUUAAUUUAAUUUAAAAAGCAGGCAAGCCAACUCCGGACCUGCCUCUCUCUCUCUCUCUCUCUUUCUUUCCGGCUGGCGUCCGGUCCGGACCCGGGAGCGCUCUUACUAUGCUCAGAGGGGAUCCUCCUCCCGCCAUGCGCUGGGCGCUGCGGUGGCGGCUGGUGCUGCUGCUGGCGGGGCUGCUGGGCUCGCCGCCCUGCGGAGGGGGCAUAUCAGGAGUAACCGCGGAUUCUUCACCGCCUCCUCCAACUACCCUGACUCUCCGUUCUGUCGCCGGCGUUUCUCCUUCCAGUGUUGCAUCGGGCAUCGUGACCACCUCGACUCUCACUCCACCACUAGGGGCGCCCUCUAGCAAACCUGCAGCUUUGCCAACCUCCUCCACUUCUCCCGUUGUCGUGAAAUCAUCCAAGAUGCCUGCAGUGGGGACUUCCGUCAAAACCACCACCCCUUCUUUGCCCACGAAGCGUGGAGACACUACCACCGCCGCUGCCCCCGCCGUCAUCGCUGCAACUACAGCGGCCUCGCGGGCACCAACGUUGGCUCCGGUGUUGGCUACCACCCAUACCACUUCUUCGCGGGGGAUUGCCGCGAAAGACCUCACCUCCGUCAGCGGGCCGACCACGGUCACCCUUUCUCCCUCCUCGCCUGCCUCCAUAAGGCCGGUCGGGUCCACAGCGAAAAGCCCAGGGCCUCCACUCAUUUCUGCAAAACCUUCGGCCGUGGCUGGAGUUGUCAUUGGUCCUACAACCUUAGCAACUGUCGCGACUACCAAAACUGCACCAACAAGCAAGGAUAAAUUCUCGGCGGCGUUGCUUACCUCACCCAACACGUUGGUGACAACCGCGAUGCCCAAACCUUCAGCGUCUCCCAAAAGCUCCACGGUUCAUUCCUCAAGUAGCGUCUCUUCCACUCGCCCAGAAUUGAAGACGGCGCCUCCGUCUUUGUCCUCGGGGACCACAACUCCUCAGGUGUCUCAUGUCCCCUCUCCUUCCAGCCGGACGAACCUGAGUUCGGUGCAAGGCCAGACUAAGAUCGUUUGUGAAAAUAACAUGCCCCCGAAGGAGAAGGCGAUCGUUCUCACCUUAAAUGCAUCACAGCCUUGUAACAGUUUGGAGGGAAGCCCAUUGAAAGAGGCUCUUAUGGAGGUGCUUUGCAAAGCGUUGAAGCCCAACUACAACCAGAAUCGGGAUGACUGUACGAUUUGGCUGGCUUCGGACACGGAGGAUCUGAGGAGAGUGGCUGUGGUCAAAACAUCUGUGCAAACACAUUUUGUGGAUGAGGAAUUAUCCGAAGCUCUGGCUGCGAAGAAGGCAGAACUGGAGAAGUUUGGAGUUAACAACAUCACCUAUGGUGGCCGACCCCUAGACACUGAGCCCAAGGAUCAUCUGAGCCUUCCUCUGAUUAUCACCAUCAUCUGCAUGGCGGCCUCUCUGCUCCUCGUAGCUGCCAUCUACGGCUGCUGUCACCAACGUAUUUCUCAGAGAAAGGACCAGCAGCGCCUGACGGAAGAACUGCACACCAUCGAGAACGGGUACCACGACAACCCCACCCUGGAAGUGAUGGAGACAUUAUCCGAAAUGCAAGAGAAGAAGGUGAACUUGAACGGGGAGCUGGGAGACAGCUGGAUCGUGCCCAUGGACAGCCUCACCAAGGAUGAACUGGACGAAGAAGAAGACACCCACUUAUAAGCGGUGGGGUUGCGUGUCUUGUUUUUUUUUAACAAAAGGAAAGAACGAGGGGAGGAGGAGACGUGAGCAUAGAAAAAGAUGGAACUUCACGCUGCCCGCUCUCUGCCCCCCCCUCCUCCCUCCCUCCCUCCAAAUUUCUAUAAAGAUGGAAAACUCAAAUCUUUCGCCACAAGUGCCGAUGCAGGAAGGACGGGCUGGGAUGGCACCAGUUGGAGGUGGCACCUGCCAUAUUUUUGUGAAUUUCUUUUUUUUAUUAUUAUUAUUAUUAUCAACGUUCUUUUUAAACCCAUCGGCUUUCGGAAGCAAAGUUAUAUUAUGUACACGUACUGAUUUUUUAAGGGCAAUGCGCUCUUCUUUAAGCAUGGCCGAGGCUCGGAGCGGUGUCAGUAAUGGGGAAUCUGGAGAAAGAUCACAAAUUGUCCUGGACACAGGAAAUCUAUGGAGAAGAGAACCUUUCCUGAUGCCACCAAUUGUUUGGGGGUGUUUUUUUUUUUGUUUUUUGUUUUCCUUGAUGGCUUUUUGUUUUUUGUUUUAAGCAAAAAAGCAAGUCUCUAGUCCUGACGACGACUGAGCGAGCUGGGUUUAAAAGACAAGCUUUCAAUCUGAAAAGAUGGAAUUAGGAGCAGGAUUUCUCAGGUAGAGAGAGUGGAAAAUAAUAAUUUUCUCCGGUAUGGCUAGCCGAAGUGGGAUCUCUUAUGCAGCAACACAAUCCUACGUGCUGAGAUAUAUAUAUAUAUAUAACUUGCCCUCAUUUAGAUCUGCAAUGGAGGCCAAACAAGGGAUUUGGCCCCAAAUAGGACAGACGUUGGUGGAAGCGCCUUCUCUCUUUUCAAAACUGGAUUUAUUUCCUCCGCCGCCACGUUUGGGGUCAUCUUCAAAAAUCUGGAAAGACAAUUUCCGUUCUUGACCCAUUGCGUGUGGCCGACAAUGCUUAUGCGAGCUGUGUGUGCUUGGCUUUCAAACACGGGCUGCAAAACAAGUGAAGGUUUGGAGAAGGGACCCAGGGUGUGUAUGUGUGUGUGUUUCGGGGGUGUAUGUGUAUGCAUGUGUUGAAGUUGCAGCUCUCAGCCGGGAGAGCAAGGCACUAGGAUGUCAGGAAAACGAGAAGCACAGCAAGUUUCGUAGACCCCCAGCUUCUACAUCCAGAAUUAAAUGUCCUUGGAGAUCCUCAGUGAUCCAGGUCACGGCUGUCCCAAAGGUGCCUUUU